AAUGUCUUCGUGUUAUUGUAAAAAAUAGUUUUGACCUCUGAGAAGGUCUUGGGGACUCCCUGGAGUCUAGGAAACUACGUUUAGAAAACAGCUGCUAUAGAUGGUAGGUUAAUUGCAUUGGGCCUGUCCUGCCAACCCCCUAGCAUUGUUUAGUGUGAGCCCUAACCUGCCUGUAUUCCACAGCUCCUUAGUAAUAGUUUAGAGUAUCACUUUGGAAGAUGGGCAACCUUGUCUGGAUUCUAGAUAGAAUGCAGAGUUCACAGGGCAGGCACUCAGCAUUCAUCCAAGUUUCCGCACACCUACGGUGUGCUGAUUCCUCCGAGAUGCCAAGCGUGACCUCCUUCCAUCUCUGCCCAUCGAAAUUCCUUCCUACUUAUCUUUAGGCACAGCUUAAAUGCCUUCCUUGGGCCCCUUAGUGGGAAGUGAUUUCAUUUGUACCUCUUAGAGUGUUUACUAUAUUGUUUGCAUCCUCAGAAUUUUUUUUUGUCAGUCCCUUAAUUACUUGCUUAAGGAUCCAAAUGAGUUUUCUGCUUUGUAAUCUGCAUAUUGCCCCCAAAGGGAGGGCGUUUUGUAAAUAUUUGAAUGUAAUGAAACAAAAAAUGGAAGCAAAGUAAAACAAGUGUGCGUUAGUUACACAUUUCCUGAUUGCAAGCAUUGGAGUGAUCAAAAGUAGAGAACGUGGUUUACUGCUGUGGUUUUGUCCCCUGCUCACUGCAGCCUCUUGGGUCCCAAUACUCAACAAAUAUUCAAAUUGGAGCUUGAGUUCUAAGAGGCCGGUUACAGUGUGUUCCGGCGAUGUGUGUUUUGUACCUUGUUAAAACCUGGCAAGAGGGCACUAGCGAGAAGCCUGCAGGCGGGGCUGGGCCGCAAAUGGGCUGUUCUGCGCUCUCGCUUGGGCCCAGCCUCCAGCUCUGGCCAGCCGAGCGCCCUGCCCUUUUAAGGAGGCGGACUGUACCACCAGAACUUUCUUGACAGGGGAGUGUUCAGGCGAACUCGGACAACUUUAAGUGAGCCAAAAGGAGGUUUCCUUUCCUUUCUAACAUUGGCCAGUGUUCUAGCGCUAGUCGGUGGGAGCUGUGCGCUGGAGGGUUUCGAGCGUGGGCCUUUUUGGUUUCCCGUCUUAGAAAUCGCCCCGAGGGCUCUGGCUCGCUCUGAAUUCAGACGCGACGUUCCCUGGGUCGUCAAAAGUGUAGUCCGCCUGCAGAGGCCUCAGGGCCCGGAUGUCCAUCAGGAUUAGCGUGAGCCAAUACGGGCCGAGCCCGAGGCUGCGCUGAGGACGCGGAGGCUCUCCCGGAGCAGGUAGUCCCGUAACAUUUGGGGAGUCGCGCCGCUGUGGAAGCGUCUCCUCUCGGCUCCGGCAAAUGGUGAGCGCGGCGCUGGCAGACGGGCCCGCGGGUUGAAAGCGCUAAUGGACAGAAGACCUUGGGCUUUAUAAACUGAAUUAUGGCAGCCCAGUCAAGCUUGUACAAUGAGGACAGAAACCUGCUUCGAAUUAGAGAUAAGGAAAGACGCAACCAGGAAGCUCACCAAGAGGAGGCAUUUCCUGAAAAGAUUCCCCUUUUUGGAGAGCCCUACAAGACAGAAAAAGGCGAUGAGCUAUCUAGUCGAAUACAAAACAUGCUGGGAAACUAUGAAGAAGUGAAGGAAUUUCUUAAUACCAAGCCCCAUCCUCAUCGCUUUGAUGUUUCUGAAAAUAGAUUGGGAAAGCCAAGGUAUCCUUUAUUUCCUGAAAAGGGGAGCAGCAUUCCACCCCACUCCUUCCACACUAGUGUUCACCACCAGCCAGUUAACACUCCUGCCUCUGGACCACUUCCUGUUGGUAACAUCAGCCACAACCCAAAGAUGGCACAGCCAAGAAUGGAACCAAGUCUCCGUGCUAAAAGCUAUGGCCCACCAGACAGCCAGCACCUGACCCAAGAUCGCUUUGGUCAGGAGAGAUAUGGCUCUAGCCAUCACAAAAAAGGUGACCACAGAGCUGAUGGAGACCAUUGUACUUCGAUGACAGACUCAGCUCCAGAGAGGGAACUUUCUCCCUUACUCUCCUCUUUGCCGUCCCCAGUACCCCCUUUGUCACCUAUACAUUCCAACCAGCAAACUCUUCCUAGGACACAAGGAAGCAACAAGGUUCACAGCAGUAACAAUAACAAUAAAGGCUACUGCCCGGCCAAAUCUCCCAAGGACCUAGCCGUGAAGGUCCACGAUAAAGAGACCCCUCAAGACACUUUGGUGGCACUUACCAGCCUUGGGGUAGCCCCUCCCCAGCCGUCUUCUCAGACAUUUCCCCCACCCUCCCUCCCCUCAAAAAGUGUCGCAAUGCAGCAGAAGCCCACAGCUUAUGUCCGGCCCAUGGAUGGUCAAGAUCAGGCUCCUAGUGAGUCUCCUGAACUGAAACCAUUGCCGGAGGACUACCGUCAACAGACUUUUGAAAAAACAGAUUUAAAAGUGCCUGCCAAAGCAAAGCUCACCAAGCUGAAAAUGCCUUCUCAAUCAGUUGAGACCUACUCCAGUGAAGUCCAUUGUGUUGAAGAGAUUCUGAAGGAAAUGACCCAUUCAUGGCCUCCUCCUUUGACAGCAAUACAUACGCCUAGUACAGCUGAGCCAUCUAAAUUUCCUUUCCCCACAAAGGAUUCUCAGCACAUCAGUUCUGCAACCCAAAACCAAAAACAACAUGAUACAUCUUCAAAAACCCACUCUAGUUCUCAGCAGGGAACAUCCAUGCUUGAAGAUGACCUUCAGCUCAGUGACAGUGAGGACAGUGACAGUGAACAAACCCCAGAGAAGCCUCCUUCCUCAUCUGCACCUCCAAGUGCUCCACAGUCGCUUCCAGAACCAGUGGCAUCAGCACAUUCCAGUAGUGCAGAGUCAGAGAGCACCAGUGACUCAGACAGCUCCUCAGACUCGGAGAGUGAGAGCAGUUCAAGUGACAGCGAAGAGAAUGAGCCCCUAGACACUCCGGCUCCUGAGCCUGAGCCUCCUACAACAAAUAAAUGGCAGCUGGACAACUGGCUGACCAAAGUCAACCAACCAGCUUUGCUGCCGGAAGGCCUCGGGAGCACAGAGCCUCCGCAGCACCACCAGGACAGUAAGGGUAAGGGGAGUGGCGACAGCAGCAGCACCGCUAGUCACGAGCACUCUGAAUCCAAAGAUCCUGCCCCCAAGAGCUCCAGCAAAACUACCCGGAUCCCUUCUGAAGGCCCACACCCUGGCAAGAGAAGUGGUCCGAAGUCUCCUGCACAACAGGAGCCCCCACAGAGGCAAACUGUUGGAACCAAACAACCCAAAAAACCAGUCAAGGCCUCUACCCAGGCAGAUUUGCGAGCCAGCUUGCAGGUAGAAAGUGAGCCAGGACUGCUUCCUUAUGGCUCCAAAGACCAGACUUCCAAAGACAAGCCCAAAGUGAAGACGAAAGGAAGGCCCCGUGCUGGAGAAAACAAAGAGCCCAAGCCAGCGGUGCCCACCCCCAGUGAAAGGAAGAAGCACAAGAGUACUCCCCCUGCCCCCUCCAAGGUGCUCUCCGCCCCUGAACCCACAAAGGACAAUGUGGAGGACAGGAGCCCUGAGCACUUUGCUCUUGUUCCCCUGACUCAGAGCCAGGGCCCACCCAACAGUGGCCGAGGCAGCAGGACUAGUGGCUGCCGACAAGCGGUGGUCGUCCAGGAGGACCGCCAGAAAGACAAACUCCCGUUGCCUUUGAGAGACACCAAGUUGCUCUCACCGCUCAGGGACACUCCUCCCCCACAAAGCUUGAUGGUGAAGAUAACCCUAGACCUUCUCUCCCGGAUACCCCAGCCACCUGGGAAGGGGCGCCGCCAAAAGAAACCGGAAGAUAAACAGCCUCCCACAGGGAAGAAGCAUGAUUCUGAGAAGAGAAACUCGGACAACUCAAGCAAAUUGGCCAAAAAGAGGAAGGGUGAAGCAGAAAAAGACCAUGAUAGCAAGAAAAUCAGACUGGAAAAAGAAACCAAAUCACAGUCAUCAUCUUCAUCUUCAUCCUCCCAUAAAGAAUCUACUAAAACAAAAACAGCCAGGCCUUCAUCUGAGCCCUCAAAGAAGGAAAUGCUUCCUCCACCACCUGUUUCAUCCUCAUCCUCAUCGUCCCAGAAGCCAGCUAAGCCUGCACACAAGAGGCCAAGGCAAGAAGCAGACACCUGUGGCCAGGACCCCCGCAAAAGUACCAGUAGUACCAAGAGCAACCACAAAGACUCUUCCAUUUCCAAGCACAGAAAAGUAGACGGGAAGGGGUCUGGAAGCUCUGCAGAACACAAAGGAUCUGCUGGAGAUACUGCAAAUCCUUUUCCAGUGCCUUCAUUGCCAAAUGGUAACUCUAAAUCAGGGAAGCCUCAAGUGAAGUUUGACAAACAACAAGCAGAUUUUCACAUGAAGGAGGCCAAAAAGUUGAAGUACAAAGCAGAGUCAAUGACGGACAAGGUCGGAAAGGCUUUUAAGUACUUGGAGGCCGUCUUGUCCUUUAUUGAGUGUGGAAUUGCCAUGGAGUCUGAAAGCCCGGCGUCAAAGUCAGCUUACUCUGUAUACUCAGAAACUAUAGAUCUCAUUAAAUUCGUAAUGUCGUUAAAAUCCUUCUCAGAUGCCACAACACCAACACAAGAGAGAAUAUUUGCUGUUUUAUGCAUGCGUUGCCAGUCCAUUUUGAACAUGGCUAUGUUUCGUUGUAAAAAAGACACAGCAAUAAAGUAUUCUCGUACUCUUAAUGAACACUUCAAGAGUUCUUCCAGAGUUGCCCAAGUAUCUUCUCCAUGCAUUGCAAGAAGCACAGGCACACCACCCCCUCUUUCCCCCAUGCCUUCUCCUGCCAGCUCUGGAGGGUCCCAGCCAAGUGCUGGCAGUGUGGGGAGUGGUGGGAUGACCGCCACCAUCAGUACCCCAGUCACCAUCCAAAACAUGACAUCUUCCUACGUCACCAUCACUUCCCAUGUCCUUACCGCCUUUGAUCUUUGGGAACAAGCUGAGGUCCUUAUAAGGAAGAAUAAAGAAUUCUUUGCUCAGCUCAGCACAAGUGUGUGUCCCCUGGCCCUCAACAGCAGUUUGAUGGACCUGGUGCACUAUACAAGACAGGGUUUUCAGCGGCUGAAACAAGUUACCAAAACACCUUAAUGGACGCCCAAGUUGAUUCAAUGCCUUGGGAACUUUUUUGCACAUUGAAAGCCUCAAAAACAGUCCGGACAUUUGUCUCAUCAGGAGACACCAAACUCAAACAGAGAAAUAACCAUGAGAUGGCUCGGGCGUUUGUCCACUUAAAUUCUCAAGAACUGUGUGAUCAUUGGUUGGACACAAUGGUUAUGCAGGAGCAGAGAUGAGGAGGCCUCAGAGAUGAUCUUGCCUUUCCUGACUAAAGGACAGAAGUGCAAUGUAGCCUAAAUGGUUGUAUGAAUGGUCUAGAAACAUUUCCAUAUUUUUUUUAACCAGCAGGAUGAAAGUUGCAAAUGAAAUGAGGCGAGGAGAAGCAAUGUCAGCUCUGAAAGCAAAUUUACGUCAUCUCAGUAGCCAUACUAGUCUGUUCCCAGAAGGAAAAAAUGUUUUUUUUAAACAAUGAUUUUUGGUGUCGGGUUUUGUGGAUGAUUUCUUUUUUCCUUUUAAGUUUUGGGGGAAAUAUUUGUUUAAUAAGUUCUAACAGUCAUCUAUAAAACAUAAGUUGUGAAGAAUUUCACUGUAUCCUACUUUCUGCUAAUGAACAGUGGCUUUGAUAAUACCAAGUAUUGUCAUAAUUUAUAAAAUCGAAGGCGACCCCAUUGCCUGGAGUACUGCAUGUUCACCCUGCUCUGGUUUCUCCGUUACUGUGCUGCAAGUCAGCCCUCGUCAGAGCAGUGGGAGAGGAGCCGCAGCGCACGGGAGCCGUCUUGACAUCUCUGUGUACUAGGGGCAGACUUGGCACUGCCACUUCCCUGCCUGCUUCAGCCAAAGGGACUCUCACAAGGCAGUCACCAUUGACUAUAUUUGAAUUUCCUACCUUGGGGAAGAAGGGAAUCAACAUCUGUAUCUGACCAGAUGGCUAAAGUGCUUUUUAAUUUCUGUUCUAGUAGAGCUGGAAUUUGAGCUGCUGGUGUGUGGUCUACAGUUAUGUGGGAACUCAUAUUGUCUGACCAACUCAGUUUUGUCAGUGAACAAAGAAAAAUGAAAUCUACUUCUUAGGCUAUAUUUUUCUGCUGCAAAUUAUAUUUAUAGCAUGACUAGACUUUUAGAGCCCUUGGUUGUCUAGAAGGGAACGGAACUGCCUGAGAGGAUGUGGAGAUUUGGGGUGGUUUAAUUAGACUUUUUAAAAAAUCGUCACCACAUGCCUUCACUCCAGAAUGUGUUCUCAGUCAACUAGAUUUGAUUAGAUUGAAGAGAAACCGUGGCCUUCUCGUAAGUUGUUGUUGCCAUACUAUAUACAUUAAGCCAAGUUCGUUUUAAAUGACCUAAAAUGAAAGAACAUAUUCAGAAUCCCCACAUGCCCAUAAGCACAGAUUUUCUUUUUUGUUGAAACUUGGAAGGUUCAACUGGAGACAUUUUGAGUGCAGUGUUUUUAAAAGCCAAUUCUUUUUGUCCCUUUUAGAAGUAGUAGAAUUUGCACAUGUAUUAAAAUUGAGGAGUAAAUGUCAUCUAUAUAACAAACAGGUUUAUUUCUUUCCCCUCACCCCAUUCUUGCCCUCUACAUGCUCUGUUUCCUACCAAGCAUGUUUGACAUUGUCAUGUUUAUUUACUAGGGAAGAACGAAGUACCAUCUUAUUUCUAAUGAACAAGCUUAGGGUCCAUAUGAGGAAUGUAAGCACGUGCUUGGUAGUCUGGUAAAUACAUAAGGGGAUGUGUAGAGGAUGGCAGCAAUGCUUAUUUUUCAAAGUACAAACUGUUUAUGUGAAGCCGCUGCUUCAGUUUCUUAUCCAGCCUGUUCUUUUGUUACCAGUAGCUAGGUCAGAGGUCGUUACCUCAUGUUUAGGUUAAAGCCCAGAGAAUUACCGCAGUAGUAACAUCUGAGCAUAAGACAUUGACACAUGACCCUGAUGGACCAGUUUCACUUAUUGAUAUUGUGAAGCUAAGCCACAGUCCUUUUUAAACUACUGGUUUAAGAAACAAUUUGUCGCUAAACGAACAAUGACUGCCUGAUAAGUUGUGUGCUUAUGGCAUUGUGUGUCUGUCCCUUAUGUGUAGGGGAUGAGACCACAGUCAAGCAUAUAUGAGGAUUUAACAUCUAUUUAUUCUUACUCCCUUGGCCGCCUCCAUCCCUUCUCCUUGUCACUCCCCAAAACAAGCCACCUGUGAAACUUUCUGAAGGGUCAUGAUCUUUGUGACAGGUCCUGAUCUGUGCAGAUUGGGCUGGAGCAUGGGCAUGUUCCAUCAGCGAGCCACAAGUCUCCCUUGACGGAGACGUUUCUAAGUAAAUUUCUCAGCCAACUCUAAAAGCAGUGAUUGCCUUUUCUGGGCAUUACUCUUCGUGGGGUGUUUUUUUUUUUUUCCCUGACCUCUGUGUUAAAAAUUUAAUU
Messenger RNA from Trichechus manatus latirostris (Florida manatee), 7475 nucleotides. It is a transcript of the gene AFF1, whose product is annotated as ALF transcription elongation factor 1. The coding region runs from base 1444 to 5112 and encodes 1222 amino acids. Gene Ontology annotation, biological process: regulation of gene expression. The record is from RefSeq and is a predicted model, not a curated record. The transcript has 20 exons. Gene Ontology annotation, cellular component: super elongation complex; nucleus. Lineage: Eukaryota; Metazoa; Chordata; Mammalia; Sirenia; Trichechidae.